AGAGAUUGGAAUCAUUUCCAUACUAUUUUUGGCAGAGAUUUUAUUCCAAAUUCAAAAAAAGGAUUCUCCAAAUAUGAAAAAACAAAUCGUGAGGGAGUUCAUUACGGUGAAAAAGGUGCGCUACUUGCCACGGGACCCAUCGCCGCCACCACCGCCGCCGCCACCGCCCCCACGCCAUGUGCUCGUGGUGGGUAGCUGCACCCUGGAUCUGGUCACGGUGUGUGAGGUUCAUCCCACGGCCGGCGUGGAUCAGCGCACCAGCGAGGGUUGCUGGCGGCGCGGCGGUAGCGCCUCCGACAUGUGCAGCGUUCUGCGUCGGCUGGGAACGGCGUGCGAGUUCCUUGGGCGACUGAGCAGGGCCAGCGCCUUCGAGGAUCUGCUCACCAGCUUCCGCUCCAUGGGCAUCGACAUCUCCCACUGCCCAAUGUCGGCCCACCAGCCGACGCACCGCAGCAUCAUCACGAUACGCGGCUGCGAGACGCACACCAUCCUGGAGUACUCGAAUCGCCGGCAGGAGCUCACCUUUCAGCAGUUCAUUGGCGCCAUCGACUACCAGCGGUACUCGUGGGUGCACUUCGAGUGCCGCAAUCCCUUGGAAACGGUGCGCAUGAUCCGGGCCGUGCGCGCCUUCAACGAGCGCUGCCCGGAGGCGAGAAUCAUUCUGUCCGCUGACCUGGCCAGCCUGAAGAGGCCCAGCCUAAUGGUGGCCGACCUGGUGGAUUAUGUGUUUGUCCGCAAGCAGCUUAAGCAGGCGUAUGCCUUCAUGAACGGCCACGAGACGGUGUGGGCCGUACGCGACGGAUUACGUCAAGUGCGUGCCGAAUGGGAGAGGAAUCAGCCCCGAAAGACGCCCCACCCCACACAGGGCACUCCGCCCGUGGACCCAAACAUAUGCCUGGGUCCACCUCAGAACGGCCCCACCAUUAUCUACAACAACUAUGCGGAGGGCGCCAGCUGCCUCCUGCCCGAUAAUACGUUCUUUAAGGUGGGACCGCAUACGCCUCAAAAGAUCGUGGACGUGAUCGGUGAGAACGCGACGUUCGUGGCGGCGGUGAUCUAUGCUUUGCUGGAGGCAAAGCUGCACCUGCGUGACGCCCUGGAGUACGGCACUCGGGCGGCCGUCUUCAAAGUGCAACAGAACGGAUUCGAUGGUCUGCGCUGCCUGCCCAAGAAUCUCAUCGGAUGCUACUAUGCCUGAGGUCAUGACCGAACUGGGUUAUCGCGCAUCGUUCCUCUUAACACGAGUUUUGGCCUUGAGUUUGGCUGGAAAAACACAAGCAACAGCUGAAGAAUCGUUUUGAAUCGAAGUGUACAGAUUCAUUGAUCGUUGUUUAGUUAAUCAUCCAUCUGGAAGCAUGUCGUGGCUGUCGAUAAGAUGUCGCGCAGAAUGUGUAAUUCUCUGAUAAGACGGUGCUGGGACUGGGGCUCAGAUAUUGACUGAGGGAAUUUUCAUUAGCAUUAAUAAUCGAAUGUCAAUGCAAUCUCGGCAGCGAUUGGUGAGCAAGCAAAACGAUGAUGUGAUGUGAUGUGGAGGACAUAAAAAGGUAGUCGUAGUCAAACCAG
Messenger RNA from Drosophila obscura, 1563 nucleotides. RefSeq names its product ketohexokinase. Lineage: Eukaryota; Metazoa; Arthropoda; Insecta; Diptera; Drosophilidae. Gene Ontology annotation, molecular function: ketohexokinase activity. Bases 74 to 1198 code for a protein of 374 amino acids. The transcript has a single exon. The record is from RefSeq and is a predicted model, not a curated record. Gene Ontology annotation, biological process: fructose metabolic process.